Messenger RNA from Rasamsonia emersonii CBS 393.64, 978 nucleotides. RefSeq lists its product as uncharacterized. Bases 1 to 978 code for a protein of 325 amino acids. The transcript has 2 exons. Lineage: Eukaryota; Fungi; Ascomycota; Eurotiomycetes; Eurotiales; Trichocomaceae. The record is from RefSeq and is a predicted model, not a curated record.
AUGAAUCGCUACAGGAAUGCUCCCGGGCUGCGCGGGCCUCCGAAGGCUACCGCGAGCACCCUUUGCCAAAAAUGCUUAAAGAGAGAUAAGUGCCCUCGAGCCAGGCGCAUUAAGCUCUGCUAUACUAACUCCUAUGCACGGCACUACAGCUAUGAAUGCACCGUCUCUGCGCAGGACAGGCCUUACGUGUCUCGGCCGUCCCGCACCCAGCAAUUGCAAAAUCCAGACCUUGUCCCGAAGCUUACAAGCGAAGUUCCAAAUGACUUGUUGCGGACCAAGGGCGUGGCAGACGAAGUGCUUGCAAAACAGGAGCGAGAGCGCGGCCGCAAGAGGGACCUAGAUGACGAUGACGACGUUCGAGAUGGCCACGAGCAGUCGCGAAAACGCGCACGGUCAAUAUCCUCCUGUUCUUCAGAUUCUGUAUCGACAAUAUCAACGAAUCUCUCGCGUUCAGAAUCUCCAGAGUCUCCCCCCAGAUACGACACAGAGAAUGGCAGAGAACGGUACGGGCGAGAACGACCAUCAUUAUCUCCAAGCAUAUCAAGACAGCGAAAGAGAAGAUACAGCGAAAGCUCGUCGGAGUAUUCUUAUUCUUCUGACUCAUCUGUGGAGCGAAGGCCCUCCCGAACUAGGGAGCGAGAAUUGGAGAGAAACACUCGGAGGAAACGGCGAGAGUCCAGCCCCGAUGAAAGGGGUCGACGACGUGAUUCGUCUAUACGUGGCAGCUGGAGGGACAGAACUCGAAGUCAAAGCAGGGAGAGAAGCCGUAUCGUGAGAGGGCGACGGUCAAUGACACCCGAGACAUUACGAGAAUCAACACCGGGGAGGGAUCGAUCCGGCCGUCAUCUCGAGCCCCAGCGUGGGGAGCAAUCAGGGCCAGGGCGAGCACGCCCCUCUGCGCCCCCGCCACGAGAACGAAGCUUGAGUCCUUUUAGCAAACGUGUGGCUCUCACACAGGCCAUGAGCAUGGGGAGGUAG